CUGGCUGGAGUCGCGGUUUCUUCUCUCGGCCACUAGGUCCCCGCGGAGGCAGGGUCCCAGACCCCAGUGAGCAGUUGCGGGGUCCCGGAGCAGAGGCCCACAGGGACUCCGCAGCUAACGCCUGCGCGCUGGCCCGACAGCCAAUCCUGGGCCGUCUGCCAGCGGCGCCCUUUGACCCCGCGCCCCGGGCCUCCAGGAAUCCAGUCCGGCUCAGCCCUGCAGCCCGGUUCCGCACCGGUCCCCGCCGCUAGCAAAACAUUUACUAGUUUGGAGUUUAAAGUAUGUCAUCAUGGCAAAAUUUCGAAGAAGGACCUGCAUCAUUUUGUUACUUUUUAUUCUAUUUAUUUUCUCUCUGAUGAUGGGCUUAAAGUUACUGUGGCCAAACGCAGCAUCCUUUGGACCUCCUGUUGGACUUGACCUCCUUCCAGAACUUCGUCCACCAAACUCCCACUCAGGAAACAAAGCUGACUUCCAAAGGAGUGGUAGAAUCAACAUGGAAACAAAUACCAAGGAUUUAAAAGACAUGACUGUGCUGCCACCUAAACCCUCCGAGGCGGACCUGGAAGAACUGCCUCCUCUCAAUUAUUUUUUACAUGCAUUUUAUUACAGUUGGUAUGGAAAUCCACAGUUUGAUGGUAAAUAUGUACACUGGAAUCAUCCGGUCCUGGAACAUUGGGACCCUAGAAUAGCCAAGAACUAUCCACAAGGGAGACAUACUCCUCCAGACGACAUUGGCUCCAGUUUUUAUCCUGAGUUAGGAAGUUACAGCUCUCGAGACCCUUCUGUCAUAGAAACUCACAUGAAACAAAUGAGCUCAGCCUCAAUUGGAGUACUGGCCCUGUCUUGGUACCCACCUGAUUCAAGUGAUGAGAAUGGAGAAGCUACUGAUCACUUGGUACCAACUAUUUUGGAUAAAGCUCAUAAAUAUAAUCUGAAGGUCACUUUUCACAUAGAGCCAUAUAGCAAUCGAGAUGAUCAAAACAUGCAUCAAAAUGUCAAGUAUAUUAUAGACAAAUAUGGAAACCAUCCAGCCUUUUAUAGGUACAAAACCAGGACUGGACAUUCUCUGCCCAUGUUUUAUGUCUAUGAUUCCUAUAUCACAAAGCCUAAAACAUGGGCCAAUCUGUUAACACCCUCAGGAUCACAGAGUGUUCGCAGUUCUCCUUAUGAUGGAUUGUUUAUUGCACUUCUAGUAGAAGAAAAGCAUAAGUAUGAUAUUCUUCAGAGUGGUUUUGAUGGAAUUUAUACAUAUUUUGCCACAAAUGGCUUUACCUAUGGCUCAUCUCAUCAGAAUUGGAAAAACCUGAAAUCAUUUUGUGAAAAGAACAACUUGAUAUUUAUCCCAAGUGUAGGCCCAGGAUACAUAGAUACAAGCAUCCGUCCAUGGAACACUCAGAACACCCGCAACAGAGUCAACGGGAAGUAUUAUGAAGUUGGUCUCAGUGCUGCACUGCAGACCCACCCCAGUUUAAUUUCCAUCACCUCUUUCAAUGAGUGGCAUGAAGGAACUCAAAUUGAAAAGGCCAUCCCCAAAAGAACUGCUAACACGGUAUACCUGGACUACUGGCCUCAUAAGCCAAGUCUGUAUCUAGAACUCACUCGAAAGUGGUCUGAAAAAUACAGUAAGGAAAGAAUGACGUAUGCAUCGGAUCAAUAGCUGCCUGCGUCAUAAUGUAUCACUUAGAGUGUAUCAAGUUUCCUAGCUUCAGUCAAUGCACUGCAUUUUGAGUUAUGGAAAGAAAACUGUCAAAAUCAAUGUGUGUAACCUUUAUCAGUUAUUUAAUUUUUACUUUUAAAAAGAUUCAUUUUUCUACAAUGGAUAAUACCUUACAGAGAAAACAUCUGACAAGAAAGGUUGUGUCAGUAACAUUCCUGAUGUACUUUUCUGCAUUUCUAACUGCAAUUGAAAUUUUAAUGGGAUGGCCUUUUAGGUUGUUGUUUGACAGUAGAGAAAAUAAUUGUAUUACAUUACAAAAAGUAGCUAAGGUUCAGGUAAGUUUUACUUGUAUUCUGGGUCCAAAGACUGAGGUGUAUGUACAUGUUAGGUACAUCUGGCAACAACGGUUCAGACCUAAAGGACAGUGAGCGACUGUGCAUCAUUAAUAUUCUUAAUGGCUUCUUGUGAUCAAACUCACUUCUCAAGUUUCUUUUUAACACAACUUGUUUAAGUAACAAGUUAUUUUAUUUAUUACAUUUUUAGAUUUCUGUUAGCUAUGGUCUAUUAAAGAAUGGCUUUGUGCAGAACAUCCAUUAGUGUCAUCAUUUGAAGACUUGGAUGGCUGUGGUGCUGAGUGCUUUUGCAUGGUUAAUGCCCCUGGUGUGUCCUGCUGAAUUAAAGACUAGAAAAAACAGAUAGUUUGAUAAAUUUUAACGACUGCUUUUCUUUUAUAAGGAAAACCAUUGUUUCUUAGUGGUUAAAAUAAAUGUUCACGAGAGACUACUGAACUGACUGAGAAAGGAUAAUGUUAAUACUCAAAAGUGUUUUCCUUUUAAUAUUUUAAUUUAAUUUUACUGUAAGUAAUACAAAAUUUACUUAUGACUUUAAACUAGAGAUAAACAAAUAUUUUUAGAUAAACAAACAAAUAUUUUUAAAGAACAUUAUAUUUUUCAGUUAUGUCCUCAUUUGAAUGUCUUACACUUUUACAGUGGCUAUUGGUUUAAAAAGAAAAUGUUAGUGGUCCAUAGCUGUCAUGUGGUUACAAAUUGAUAAGUUCUAUGCUAAAAAUAAGUUUUUUGUAAAAGUGAAAAUAGAAGAAGUAGACUGAAUUAAAUAUUUAUAAUUAAAAUAGGAAAAACAGCUAGUCUACAUAAUUUUAUGCAACUGUUAUUUCUUAGUUCUACAGAGAGAAUCAUUUGAGUAACGUUAACAAAUAAUACGUGCCAGUCUUCAUAGCAUAAAGACAUUCAGAAACAAGUAAGUUCUGGAAUUUAUCAUAAAAUACAUAGCAGAGAGGAACAAGUUUUAGGGUGAGGGUGCCUGACUUGUGAGGUAGGUUCUUCCAGUGCAAGCAUAAGGACCUGAGGCUGAAUACCUAGACCUCACAUAAACACAAGCUCAGAAGCACACAUGUUCUGUCCUAUGGCUCCUCCAGUGAGCUAGAGAAAAUGUAGGCAGGACAGAGCCCAGAAGUGUGUGAGCCAGUUAGCCUGCUGUAUACAGCAGCAAAUAAGACAUCUGUCUCAAACAGAGGGAAGCAAGGUCAGCAGGCAAGGUUGCUCUGACAUUCACCCACCUCAUGUCAUAUUCAGUCUCCCUCUUACUCUGGAAUGUUUGCAGAUACACAGAGAGCUUUUAGAACUUGCUUUUAAAAUAAUGCUUGUAGAAUAAAACCUUUUUCAGGAAUUCUACUAACCUUAUUAAAUUAAAAUUCUUUAUUUAUCAUAAAAUUAUUAGGCCAUAAAAAUUAUGAGAAUAAGAGUCUGAUUUUUCCAGAUAAAUUGUAAGAAUAACUUAAUAUAGUAAUAUUUUAAUAUUACACAUCUCCAUUGGAAUAAGGAGAAAUAUAACCUAUAGAAUUUUUCUUUGCUUUGCUAUGACAUUAAAGCUGAAUUAUUAAUAUAUAGAGUUUUAUAGCAUGUUUUCUUCAUUCCUUAUGUUACAGUUUAUAUUUGUAAAUAUAAACCAUAACAAAGAGAGAAUAUUAUGAAACAAUUCUGAGAUUAAGAAAAAGUCUGUGAAAAUAAAGUCAAGCAACUGUCAGUAAGAGUUCAACUUUCACAGCAGACCGCUAAACUUUAGUUCCUAGUACAUCUCCACCCUGUCAGUAGUCAGUCAGAACUUAAAAUUAGACAGAUGCUUUCUUUAGUGUUAAAGAAUUGUUGUUUAACAAAUGACUGAGAUCUCUUUUCAUAAGACUUACUAGUUGAUAAUUGUGUAAAUAACUGUAGUUACUCCUCUGGUUUCCAGAACCAAACAUCCAGCCAACUAAGGAUCAAAAUACGUGGGAAACAAAAAUCUAUUUAUAUAUAACAAGCGUGUUUAGUGUUUCUGUUCCAAAGCCAUACAGUAUAACCACCAUUUAUAUCUUUCUAGGUAUUAUAAAUAAGCUGAGAGGGUUUAAGGUGUUCCUGAAGAUUAUUAUGGAGUAUAUUCAAAUCCUGUUCCACUUUUUAAAGGGACCUAAGCGUAUUCAACCAGUUUCCCCUCUGAGUCUUGAAGCCAGUUCCACACAGAUACCAAGGGAUAGCUAUAUACACAAUAUUGCUAGGGGUAGUUAGAGGAAUGCCUUCAGAGACUCUUUCUCCAUGUGUCCUUUAUGGCUACCUCUGCUGUCGGACUGGAGACACAGUUGAAAUUGCAAUGAUCACAAGGAAAUUCGAUCAAAUGAUCCUGUUCUUAUUUUUAUAAAUCUGAAUGUUAGAAUACAGUAAACAUAAAGAAGUACAAUAUAUGUAAUGUAUGAAUUACAGUCAGGUUUUAAUAAGGUUUUUGUUUCGUGGAUUAACUCAUCUAAUUGUUUAGAAUGUAGAGAAGAACUAGAUCCUUAAUUCUUUUAAGACAAAAUGGUAAAAGACUGUCCUUAUUAAUGUUUGAGUUGUAUAUUAACUUGCUUAUUUAUGUGUGUAAAUUGGGAAAUGGUUUAUUUUGUUAUAUGAUGUUGAUUUUGUCUAAUAAAAGCAUAAAUGAAU
Messenger RNA from Arvicanthis niloticus (Nile rat), 4629 nucleotides. NCBI's taxonomy places the organism in Eukaryota, Metazoa, Chordata, Mammalia, Rodentia, Muridae. The record is from RefSeq and is a predicted model, not a curated record.